This is a messenger RNA of Echinococcus granulosus, 8550 nucleotides long. Its product is annotated as Filamin-A. The coding region runs from base 1 to 8550 and encodes 2849 amino acids. Lineage: Eukaryota; Metazoa; Platyhelminthes; Cestoda; Cyclophyllidea; Taeniidae. The transcript is spliced from 36 exons. Gene Ontology annotation, biological process: actin cytoskeleton organization. The record is from RefSeq and is a predicted model, not a curated record. Gene Ontology annotation, molecular function: actin filament binding.
AUGGAUCCCCCUCCCACAGCUUUAGCGCUUAUCAACAGACAUUCCUUUAUCAAACAUGGACGCCGCGAAGCCCUACCAAAAUUGACCAAUUGGAAUUUCAGUUCCAGCAACUUUGUGGGCGUCGAUCGAAUGCUCCACCCUCCAAUAGGGUGGAUGGUGCUUCCUGUCCGACGUCGAUUGGCUCUCUCACAGCUUGCUAAUUGCCGUUUUAUGGGAUUUCAACCAGUUUGUGAAAGAAUCGCAGAAAUUAACCAGCGCGGAAAAGAGUACGAAGAGGGGUAUGUUGGCUCAGAUGAAGAAGAAGAGAUGCCGCAGGCGGAGCGCGACCUCGCGGAGGAUGCUCAGUGGAAAAUCUUUCAAAAGAACACAUUUACACGUUGGGCUAAUGAACACCUAAAGCAAGCCAAAACAUCGGUUGAUGAUAUACAAACGGACUUUUCUGAUGGUAUUAAGCUUAUACGUUUGGUCGAAGUAUUAUCUGGGAAAAAAUUUGCUCAUGUGAAUAAAAGGCCCACUUUUCGGACGCAAAAGUUGGAGAAUGUGACUAUGGUUCUUAAAUUUCUAGAAGAAGACGAGGGCUUGAAGUUGGUCAAUAUUGCUGAACUAACCGUCCUUUAUUUGCAGGAUCCGAAAGGCAAAGGCCCUACUCCCAAGCAACGUAUUCUUGCUUGGGCCAACUCGAAAAUGCCCGAUCGUCCUGUUAAAAAUCUGACAACCGACUGGAACAGUGGUGUGGCAAUUGGAGCUCUUGUCGAUGCAUGUGCUCCUGGUCUGUGUCCAGAUUGGGAUACUUGGAGUCCAAGAAACCCACUGCAAAACGCGACUGAAGCCAUGGUUGCCGCACAGGAGUGGCUUGAUGUGCCUCUACUCAUCCGUCCAGAAGAAAUGAUUGAUCCCAAAGUGGAUGAAAAGGCAAUGAUGACCUACCUUAGCCAAUUCCCAAAUGCAAAAUUAAAGGAAGGCGCCCCACUUCGUCCCAAAAUCAAUCCUGCUCGCGUUCGAGCAUGCGGUCUUGAGGAGACUGGGAAUACCGUCAAUUCUAUCGCUCGUUUUACGGUGGAUACCUUUGCUGCCGGUCGUGCUGACCUCGAAGUCAUCAUUCUCACUGCUGGAGGUGCUGCAAUCCCCUGUGAAAUCGUCAAAAACGAAGAUCGCAAUCUCACCUACUCGUGCAGUUAUGUGCCCAAAAGUGAGGGACCGUAUCGUAUCAUCAUUAAAUACGCUGGAAAGGAAAUUCCUAAUUCCCCAUUCCCUGUCAACGUCGAGGGAGCACCGGGUGAUCCGAGAAAGGUCACCGUCUCCGGUCCUGGAAUCGAGGCUAAUGGAGGCAACGGCGUCGGUAGACGAACUUUCUUCAACGCUUUCACCAAAAAUGCUGGCGCUGGUCUCGUUUCCUGUGAUGUCAUUGAUCCGAAUGGGAGGAGGGACACCAUCAAGCCACGGAUUACCCAUCCUGAUGAGAACGGUCCUUUCCUCAUCGAAUACACUCCUAAGAUGGAAGGUCCACACAAAGUUGAAGUCAUGUUUGUCGGUCAGCCCAUACCCAACUCACCCUUCCCUGUCAAUGUCGGACCUCACGGACUUCUUUUCACUGGUGAUAUAGCUAUGGCAUUAGCGAACCUUCAAACAGCUGAAAUGUUAAAAGCUCAACAACCAGCCGUAGAAAAGUCUAAGCCGGGUGGCCCCGGAUUCAAGCUUCCCACAGUUCCCGCAAUGCCCUCGAGCCAGGCUCCGGGGCCACAGGCGGUCUCUGCAACGUUCAGCUCCUCUGGAGGCACAACUCCUUCAGGUCGAACUCCUUUCCAACCAGAGACCGUUGUGCCGCAGACCACUCCCUCAGGGCAGACUGCAAGACUCCUAUCCAAUGCACCCGCAGGCGGCGCAGCAUGCAACCCAAGUCUGGCCUACACCACUGGUCGAGGCGUUCAAGAUAAAGGCAUUCGCGUUAAUGAUGUGGCCGUCUUCCAGGUGCACACCGAACGCGCUGGUGGACCUGCGGAGUUGUUUGUGGACCUCAAGCGCCCCGAUGGUCAAGUCGAGCCCGUCAAAAUUUUGAAAGUGUCUGAGCACUUGUACACUUGCUCGUACGUACCCUCCCAUCCCGGGCAAUACACACUCGCUGUUCAGUAUGAAGGUGAACAUAUUCGGUGCUCACCCUUUAAGAUUAUUGUGGGACCGUAUAAACAGUCGAAGGUUCGCGCUUUUGGCCCUGGUUUUCUGAUCGAGGGGCCAAGCUCAGCAGCCAUAAAGUGUGUAGACAAUGGCGACACUUCGGCCGAAGUCUCCUACGAAGUAGACCUUCCUGGCGAAUAUGCGAUUCAUAUAACUUGUGAUGGUGAGGAUAUUCAAGGAUCACCUUUCAUGGCGAUGGUUGAUGCUCCUUCUAACAUUGAUGUGAACCGAAUAAAUGUGUUCGGAAAGGGCAUAAGCCAAACGCCCGGUGACGUUAUAAAGGGUGUGUCAACUGAUUUCACUAUCGACCUCACACAUGUGAUGCCUUCCCUCACACAAGUUGCCCAAAAGAAGAAGCUAACACUGAAAGAUUUACUCCUUGUGGAAUGCAACGACUCCCUAGGUGAGAUCGUUCCAACCGAAGUAUUUGAAAGUUCCAUCGGAAAAUUCACCAUCAAAUACACGCCAAAAUCCAUCGGCGUCAUUACCGUCCAUAUGGCCAUUGAUGGCGAAUGUCUCAAACAGUCUGGAAUUCGGGUUCCGGUUGGUCUUGAUGCUGCUGUUGGCGGAAUCAAGUUAUCUGGACCUGGACUAGAAUCUGCAAAAGUAAAGACACCCACAUAUUUCACCAUGGACCUCACUAACAUCUCCCAGCCCGCUAACAGGAAAAAUGUUAUCUCGGAGACAGUUUUUCAUAUCACAGAAGAGGAUGGUGUUCCAAUCAUUCCAAAAGUCUUUGAUAAUCAAGAUGGAACAUACCGAAUCGAAUAUGUCCCUCCGGAGAAUUCGACUGCCCUUGGCAUUUCAGUUCUUGUGGCCGGCAGCCAAAUUGCUCAGAGCCCAUACGUUGUGCCUGUUAACCCAGCGUUCGACGUUUCAAAAUUGAAGGCUACUGGUCUAGAUAGCAAAGUUAUAGCUAAUGAACCGCAACAGUUCAAAAUUGAAACGUUUGACACUGCUCCAGUUGAUGAAAUCCCGACCGUAAUCAUUAGGCCAAAAGCUUCUCCGAAGACUAUUCCAGCAUCGGUCAAGAAAGCUCCCCACGGUUUUGACGUUGCCUAUACACUACCACAACCCGGUGAAUAUUCAGUUCAAGUUGCUUGGAGUAAAUACCCCGUCGCUGGUCCUUUCGAUGUGGAGGCAGUUCUUGCCUCUCAAAAAGUAUCACCGAAAGGGAGUCAACCCGCAACUGUUGGCUCACCGCCUACAGUCCCAGGCCAGCCACUCGUGCCUCUGAUUGCUGCUCAUAACGCCUCUUUGUUGAAGUCUGGUGCUUUUAAAGAUCCCAUUCCACUGCACACGGGUACUGUCGCCCCCAUGCAUAUUGUUUCACCACAAAUAUUGACGCCCGUGAAGCGUUCCACUACGGCGGGUCCAUUGCAGGCACCAAUCCCUCCGAAAAUGGCCAGGCCGAUUCAAGAGGGAACACUCCAGCAGAUGCAAUCGAGCCAGUCUUCUGGUGUCCAAAUACAGGGAUCGGGUGAAGAGAUACCUGAUGCCCAACUAUUGGGACCAACGGUGGGUCAUUUGACCGGACGGCUACUGAGGCAUGACGAGAAACGGAUGCCAUCUGAAGCACAGCUUUCUGGGCCAGGAGGUCAGAGAAUUGCACCAGAACAAGUACCUCAACAAGUUGCCCAAUUGGUCAGCAUUCCCCAGGCUAUGCAGCCUAGUUUGCAACAAGGAAAUUAUCAACCAGAUCCUCUUCUUGCUGGACCUGGAGAAUAUAGAACACCACGACCACCUAUUCUACCACAAGAAAAGGAGGUGAUUAUUCAAAGCAACAGGUGGCCACAGCCCGGUUCCGAAGAACCCGCUGGUAAAGUUACGGCCUACGGACCUGGACUUGAGAAGGCUAUGGCCACCAUACCUGCGGAAUUUACAGUCGACAGUUCCAAAUCCACACCUGAUCCACUUAGCGUCAUUAUUGAAGGUCCACAGCAGUCCAUGGUGAACUGUACCGAUAAUGGGAAUCAGACAUGUGGAGUCACUUUUGUGCCUCCGGUUCCGGGCGUCUACACGGUUAAUGUGCUCCACAAUGGGAAGAAGCAUAUUCAAGGCAGUCCCUUUGUGAUUCAGGCAUAUCCUGUUGGAAAGAUGGAUCUUAAUGUUGACAAAAUCAAGGCUUAUGGACCUGGCCUGCAGCCAAAUGGCGUUUUCAAAGAUUGCCUGUUGAAGUUUAUUGUCGACGCGAGGGAAAUUGAUCCAGUUGGAGAGGAGACUGUCUCGGCUAUCAUCAAGGAUCCUGAUGGAAGACGAUCCGCCUCGAGUGUUGUCAAUCGACACGACGGAACUUACCUAGUUACAUACUCUGCCGCCAUGGAGGGUCCUCACACGAUUGAGGUCACCUACGGAGGUGUGCAGAUCCCGGGCAGUCCCUUCGUAGUAGACGUCUCAGCAGGAUUCGAUGCGUCGCGGGUUCGAGCGUACGGUCCUGGUUUGGAGCCCUCGGGUCCGCAUCUAAUGCCUAACCUGAAGACUGAAUUCACCGUCGAUAUGAGCGGUGCCGGUAAGGGAGGUCUGGGGCUCUCAAUCGAGGGUCCUGCCGACGCUGCCAUCAAUUGCAUCGACAACAAAGAUGGCACCUGCACCGUAGAAUACACGCCCACCAUGGCCGGUACUCAUGACAUUCAUCUGAAAUUCGGUGGCGUUGAAAUUCCAAUGAGCCCAUUCCAUGUGAGAAUCCAGGGCAACGCGGAUGUCAGCAAGGUACGUUGCUAUGGUCAUGGAUUGGAACCGAACAAAGUUCGCGCCUCCGUUCCGGCGACAUUUGUUGCUGAUACAAGUCUCGCUGGCAAUGCUCCGAUCGAGGCGACAUUCACUCCAGCCCCGGGAGUGGCGCCAGUUGCGGCGGCAGUAAAUCCGGUCGCGGGCCAGCCGGGUCUAUACGAGUGCACGUAUGUGCCCCAGGCGAUAGGGCCUUGCCAAGUGGAGGUGACAUGCGAGGGAAAACCGAUCAUUGGCUCGCCCUUCACCAUCCUCGUUCGACCCACUACAGAGCCCGAGAAGGUGCGACUUGCUGGUGCCGGCAUCCGUGGCCCCGUGCAGGCCAGCUUACCUUCCACUUUCACCGUCGACGCCACCGAUGCUGGUCUUGGCGAUCUCAAACUCGAUGUCAUGGAUCCUGUGGGGCACAGUCUGCCGAUAAGUGUGAUUUCAAUCACCCCGGAGCAGCUGGAGCAGGUGAACACAGCGCCCAUUCAGAAGGGCAUGCCCCAGCCCAGCGACAUUAUCUCGGGCCCCGACUCGGGCCUUUUGGCUUGCACCUACGAACCCUUCAUCGUAGGUGAGCACAAAAUCCAUGUCAUGUACGCCGGCAUCGAGAUUCCCGAAAGUCCCUUUGUCUUCGAAUCCUUACGCGUGGGUCGAGCUGACCUCUGCGAAAUUAAGGGUGAUGUUAAGCCACGCAUUGCCGUGGGAGAUGAGACGAGUGUGACUGUGGAUACAAGCAGAGCUGGCCCUGGCAACCUCAUGUGCCGCGCUACACAGGUAUCUGGCGGCAGGUCCAUCGACUUGCCUGUGGAAGUGGAGGCCAACGAUGAUGGUACCUCGACAGCCUACUUACUCCCCAAGGAGGCCGGUCCAGUGCAAGUGGAACUGCGAUACGGUGGUCAGCUCAUCCCUAACGGAAAAUACACCCAAGAAGCCGUUCCAGCGGAGGAACUUGAGGUGCCAACGACCCCCAUUGAAGCUCAUUACGCCCCUGUCGAUUUCCAUUUGGUCGUGUCAGGAAAAGAUGAUCAUUCACUUCAAGCCGUCGUCGUGAGACCUUCAGGUGUAAAUGAUCAAGUGGAGACCAAAGAGGAUAAGGACGGCACGAUGACUGUCAAAUAUCAACCCAAGGAGCGUGGAAUGCACGAGUUGCACGUGACCACGGUGGCCAGCGGCUCCGACCUUCGCAUGCCAUUGAAGGGCAGUCCCUUCAAAUUCUUCGUGGACAAUGCUGCCAGCGGCAACAUCACGGCUUGCGGACCUGGUCUCAGCCAUGGAGUAACCGGGCAGCCAGCCGAAUUCACUGUUGACAUGAAGAACGCCGGUGCUGGAGGCCUGUCUGUUUCUGUGGAGGGUCCCUCAAAAGUAGAAAUGUCCUGCACUGAAAGCGGUGAUGGAGCUUGUCGCGUAACCUAUUACCCCAUGGUCCCAGGCGAGUAUACAAUUAAUCUCAAGUUUAUGGACAAACCUAUCUCCGGAUCUCCCUAUGUGGCGAAGAUCACUGGUGAACCAAAGAAGCGAACUCAAAUGAACAUGAGCUCCAUGAAUUGUGUCUCAUUUGAAGCUGGAAUAGAUGAUAUAUCCAUUCUCACUGCUACUGUGACAAGUCCUUCUGGCCACGAGGAGCCUUGUGUGCUUAAGAAACUCCCAAACAAUCGAAUGGGCAUUUCGUUUACACCAAAGGAGACUGGUGAACACUUGGUGAAUGUAUACAAGGCAGGGAAGCACAUUCCAAAGAGUCCCUUCAAGGUCAACGUGUCCAGUGAAGACGUCGGCGAUCCCACUCGAGUUCGCGUCAUUUGGCCUGAAGGAGUUCAACCAAUGGCAAAUCAACGCAACGAAUUCCUCGUUGACAGUAAAAAUGCUGGCUAUGCCACACUGAGCUUGUCAAUAGAAGGACCGAGCAAGGCAGAAAUAGAGUGCACGGAUAACAGCGACGGGACGUGCACAGUGGCCUACUGCCCGACGGAACCGGGCACAUACCUGGUGAAUGUGCGUUACGCUGACCAACACGUGCCUGGCAGUCCCUUCACCGUGCAUGUGGGCGGCGAGGCCUCGCAGCGCAUGGUCCAGCGCAUCGUCCGCAGUCGACAAGCCUUUGAGGCUACGCAGGUCGGCAACGAGUGUGCGCUCACUAUUCGCAUCCCUGGUGACAUCCGUGAAAUCACGGGCGAAGUAUAUUCAUCGUCCGGUAGGCACAUUCCCUGCGAUAUCGUUCCGAUCGACGAUGAAAGGAUCAGCAUUCACUUUGUUCCUCAAGAACGAGGCAUUCACACCGUCAGCAUUCUCAACCGUGGUGUCCACGUCCCUGGUAGCCCAUUCCAGUUAACAGUUGGACAACCAGUUGAAGGUGGGCCGAGCAAGGUUCGUGUUUCCGGUCGCGGUUUGGAGUAUGGUGAAGUGAAUAAGCCAAACGAGUUUUCAAUCUACACUCACGAGGCGGGCGCUGGCGGUCUGUCAAUAGCUAUUGAGGGCCCAAGCAAAGCUGAAAUUUCCUUUAAGGAUCAUCAGGAUGGCUCUUGUUCGGUCUACUACAAAGUGCGCCGACCAGGAGAGUACAUCUGUUCCAUUAAAUUUGCCGAUGAACACAUCCCCUUCUCGCCCUUCCGUAUAUUCGUGACUGAUCCCAAAGAGGGUGGUCGAAGCGAAACCUACGAGGUGCCAAUCCAUUUCACCACCAACGAUAGGGUUAGCCGCAAGAGUGAAACCAAUCAGCUCGUCGGUCCAGUUGCCUUCACAGUUCACUGUCCGGAUGUGGACCACGUGCUGGAGGCCACGGUGGAGUCGCCCUUGAAGAUGGUGGAGAGAGCGACGGUACACAAGCUAGACGGUGACCAGCAUGUAGUACGCUUCGUGCCCCGCGAGAGUGGUGCCCACUUCGUCCGCGUCUAUCUCGUCCCCGAGAACGAGGCUCAUCUGGGUGCUCGCGCCCCCCACGCCAAAGAAAUCGAUGGCUCGCCCUUUCACAUCGCCGUUGGUGACAGCAUGGCUGAUCCCAGCACUGUCUACGCCACCGGAGACGGCCUCGCUCAUGGCUCUGUUGGUGUCAAGAACAAGUUUUUCGUGAAUACUGCAAACGCGGGAAGGGGACUGCUGAGCGUUGUGGUCGAUGGUCCCUCAAAGGUUCAGAUUACCUGUGAGGAAAGACCCGAUGGUUAUGAGUUUUCAUACAUACCCACUUUGCCUGGUGAUUACAAGAUAAACAUCAAAUACGGAGGCAAUUUCGACAUCUUCGGUUCGCCUUUCACGGCUCGGAUAACUGGGUCUCCCAUGGGCGACAUAAUGCAGCAGGGCAGCAUUGAACCAACGACCAUCGUGCUCGACACGGCCACGAAGACAAUGAGCAGUCGUACGUACGAGGCAACCAGCGUAAUUUCGAAGGGAAUUGCACAAAACGUCAAAUGCUCUGGCCUAGGUCUUAAGCGUGGUUUCGUCGGAAAGGAAAACCAGUUCUUUGUUGAUGCUAGCAAAGCUGGGAAUGCAAUGCUUUUGGCUGGCAUGAUGGGCACAGUGCAUCCUUGCGAACGUUUUGAGAUCGUUCACACUGGCAAUAACCGCUUUUCAGUGACAUAUAGGGUGGAAGAAGUCGGCCAGUACUGGCUUUCAAUCAUGUGGGGCAACCAGCACAUCCCUGGAAGUCCGUUCCGAGUUGAGAUCUCACCGUAA